UUAUGCAAUAGGUGAGAAAAGAUGAAGUUGUGAAUGUGUGCAUGAAAACGGCAGCGAAACAAAGGCCGGGAUCCGAAUCCACCGUUUUCAGGCGAUCGAGAUUGAUAGCGACGGCAGGUAUAUAUAAUAAUGGCGGCGGGUGCUAACGUGCUCGUGUGGGCGGUGCUGUUGUUGCUGUGCAGAGCGCGGAGGAGCGACGCCAUAUGGUUGAAUCUGCCGGCCACCGGCACCAAGUGCGUCUCAGACGAGAUUCACAACAACGUCGUCGUUUUGGCCGACUUCGUCGUCAUCUCCGACGAUCAUGUCCACACCACUCCCACCAUUUCCGCUAAGGUGACUUCUCCAUAUGGAAACACUCUGUAUCGACAGGAAAACAUCACGCAUGGCCAAUUCGCAUUCACGACUACUGAGGCUGGAAGCUAUUUAGCUUGUUUCUGGGUGGAUAGCAAUUAUUCGGGCACGGGGGGGCUAAGCAUCAACAUGGAGUGGAAAACCGGUAUUGCAGCCAGGGACUGGGAAUCCGUUGCAAGAAAAGAAAAAAUCGAGGGUCUCGAGCUUGAGCUCAGAAAACUCGAAGAAGCAGUGGAGACUGUCCAUGAAAAUCUUCUCUACCUUAAGAGCAGAGAGGCGGAGAUGAGGACGACGAAUGAAGCCACAAAUUAUCGAGUUGCUAUGUACAGCCUCAUGUCACUCACCAUUUGCAUCGUUGUUUCAAUACUCCAGAUAUUGUACUUAAAGAGAUAUUUCCAAAAGAAAAAGUUGAUUUAGAUGGAAGAAUAGAUUAAUAGCUAACUAAGGUGUUUUUCUCUGUUUUUUUUUUUUUUUUUCAUUUUACAGUUGAUAAUAUCAUCACAUUUUGUCUC
Salvia miltiorrhiza (redroot sage) is the source of this 863-nucleotide messenger RNA. RefSeq names its product transmembrane emp24 domain-containing protein p24delta3-like. Gene Ontology annotation, biological process: Golgi organization; endoplasmic reticulum to Golgi vesicle-mediated transport; intracellular protein transport. The coding region runs from base 130 to 768 and encodes 212 amino acids. NCBI's taxonomy places the organism in Eukaryota, Viridiplantae, Streptophyta, Magnoliopsida, Lamiales, Lamiaceae. The record is from RefSeq and is a predicted model, not a curated record. Gene Ontology annotation, cellular component: endoplasmic reticulum-Golgi intermediate compartment; Golgi apparatus; endoplasmic reticulum. The transcript is spliced from 4 exons.